Molecule: messenger RNA, 1325 nt
Organism: Striga asiatica
Lineage: Eukaryota; Viridiplantae; Streptophyta; Magnoliopsida; Lamiales; Orobanchaceae
Source: the annotation of a GenBank genome assembly
AAUUAAUCAAGCCCAAUUCAUUAUUGCAACAAAAUAUAUUAAAUGAAAACAAAAAAAAAAUGAGAGGGACAAGACAGCCAUUUAAAACAUAAACCUCAACUUGCGUCUGCUCGAGUUUGAAGCAUUGGAAGGCCCGAAUUCCCAACUCCCGAAACAUAAGCAAAGAAUUUACAUCGCAGACUUGAGAUUUCCUUACCCACCACAAAGACCACGAAACAACGAAAGCUGCUUGAGAAUGGCCGCUACGCCGAAUCUGGAGGAUGUGCAGUCUGUGGAUCUCAUGACGGAGCUCCUUCGCCGUAUGAAAUGCGCCAACAAACCCGACAAGCGCCUCAUCCUCGUUGGUCCACCAGGAUCAGGCAAAGGAACUCAGUCACCAAUAAUUAAGGAUGAAUAUUGUUUGUGCCAUCUAGCCACUGGUGAUAUGCUUAGAGCUGCUGUUGCUGCAAAGACUCCCCUUGGUGUCAAAGCCAAAGAGACCAUGGAAAAGGGAGAACUUGUUUCUGAUGAUUUGGUUGUUGGGAUAAUUGAUGAUGCCUUGAAAAAACCCUCUUGUCAGAAAGGUUUUAUUCUUGAUGGAUUUCCAAGGACAGUUGUCCAAGCAGAAAAGCUUGAUGAGAUGCUUGAAAAACGUGGGGUCAAGGUUGACAAAGUGCUUAACUUUGCAAUUGAUGAUGCUAUUUUGGAGGAGAGAAUUACUGGCCGCUGGAUCCAUCCAUCUAGUGGUCGCACAUAUCAUACAAAAUUUGCGCCUCCAAAAGUGCCCGGUGCUGAUGAUGUAACUGGAGAGCCUUUAAUUCAACGUAAGGAUGAUACGGCUGAUGUUCUCAAGUCGAGGCUUGAAGCUUUCCACAAGCAGACUGAACCAGUAAUCGGCUACUACAGCAAGAAGGGCAUUGUUGCCAACCUACCAGCAGAAAAGCCUCCGCAAGAGGUGACAUCAGAGGUCAAGAAAGUACUUUCCUGAUAUGAAGGAUGCCAGCUUUUUUCCCAACAAUACACUAAUAAACAUUACAACUCCCGGCUUUUGGUUAUUUUAUUUUCCAAUACUUUCUGUGGAUUCUCACUAGAGGCUAUAUAACCUCUAAGACUUUGUUUUGCUGAGUCGGUGUUAGCUAUUUGAUUUGUUUGAAUGGUUUACAGAAUAAUUUUAUCUAACUUUUUGCGGGAGCUCAAUGUAGUUUUCUGCUUAUUGCAUUGUCUCUAAACUCACUACUGUAGCUUUUCCAGUGGAAAUUGUGAUCGGGUCUCAUCAGCUAGUUUUACUUUUGCAUUGGGUCUCUUAUUAUUACGUCUGCCGAUUGUCACGAAUCAUUUCUCUCGAC